Scatophagus argus is the source of this 1008-nucleotide messenger RNA. It is a transcript of the gene u2af1, whose product is annotated as U2 small nuclear RNA auxiliary factor 1. Gene Ontology annotation, molecular function: metal ion binding; pre-mRNA 3'-splice site binding. Gene Ontology annotation, cellular component: spliceosomal complex; U2AF complex. The transcript has 8 exons. The coding region runs from base 112 to 810 and encodes 232 amino acids. The record is from RefSeq and is a predicted model, not a curated record. Gene Ontology annotation, biological process: mRNA splicing, via spliceosome. NCBI's taxonomy places the organism in Eukaryota, Metazoa, Chordata, Actinopteri, Scatophagidae.
AUUUAGUGUAGAUUGUAAGAUGACACAUUUAUUCUGAAGGGGAGGGGACGGAAGUCUUGUCUUUGUCGCUUUGGGGCGGGGUGAACGCAUGGUAGCCAGAAUCAGGCCAAGAUGGCAGAGUACCUGGCGUCCAUUUUUGGGACAGAGAAAGAUAAGGUCAACUGCUCUUUUUAUUUUAAAAUUGGUGCGUGUCGACAUGGUGACCGCUGUUCCAGAUUACACAAUAAGCCAACAUUCAGCCAGACAAUUGCCCUCCUGAACAUUUACCGGAACCCUCAAAACAGCGCCCAGUCUGCAGAUGGCCUGACCUGUGCCAUCAGUGACAUGGAGAUGCAGGAACACUAUGAUGAGUUUUUUGAGGAGGUCUUCACAGAAAUGGAAGAAAAAUAUGGAGAGGUGGAGGAAAUGAACGUAUGUGAUAACCUCGGGGACCACCUAGUAGGAAAUGUGUAUGUCAAGUUCCGUUAUGAAGAGGAUGCAGAGAAGGCCGUGAUAGACCUGAAUAAUCGGUGGUUUAAUGGACAGCCCAUCCAUGCUGAGCUCUCUCCUGUCACAGAUUUCAGAGAGGCCUGCUGUCGCCAGUAUGAAAUGGGGGAAUGCACACGUGGUGGCUUCUGUAACUUCAUGCAUCUGAAGCCCAUCUCGCGAGAACUGAGGAGAGAGCUCUAUGGGCGUCGGAGGAAGAGCCGUCAUAGGUCUCGGUCUCGAUCAAGAGAGCGACGAUCUCGCUCGAGGGACAGAGGUCGAGGAGGUGGCCGUGACCACGAGAGACGUCGCUCCAGAGACAGAGAACGUUCAGGACGAUUCUGAAUCACAAGCCAUGACUACUUGUCCUUCCCUCUCUGUAUCCAUGCCCAGUCUUUUUUUUAAGUUUGUACCCUUCCUGAUACACUCAAGGACUAUGUGAAUGGUACCCUAUUUUGAAGCUGUGACAGCAUUGAAGAACUUGUUUUUUCUUGAUUUCUGAAAAUGACUUUCACUUCCAUUAAAUUUAACAUUUUUACUGAA